Messenger RNA from Trichomycterus rosablanca, 2171 nucleotides. RefSeq names its product podocalyxin-like 2 (gene podxl2). Lineage: Eukaryota; Metazoa; Chordata; Actinopteri; Siluriformes; Trichomycteridae. Bases 196 to 1854 code for a protein of 552 amino acids. The transcript is spliced from 8 exons. Gene Ontology annotation, biological process: leukocyte tethering or rolling. The record is from RefSeq and is a predicted model, not a curated record.
GGGAAAUAUAUGCAUGGUCAUGUUUUGGCUCAUCGUGGGUACUGAGAUGCUGCAGAUGCUCCAUUAAUCUUUAAACCUUUGCUUUUGUUGCACAGUAUGACCUACACUGCUGUAUGUUAGGAUAGGCAUUUGUACAUCUUAAAAGGGGGAUUUAUUUAUUUUAGGCUUUUGUCUUUGACCACUGAAGCUGCAGCAAUGCCCGAUUCUCACCAUCAUUUCAUCUUAGGCUUCUUCCUCCUGCUCCUAAUACCUGCUAGACUUCUCAACGCCAGUCCGACACCACUGCCCAGGCCCAGUUCCUCUGCCACAUCCAGACCCAUUCAGGAUGUUCCUUCUGGCCCUGAGGAUCGUGAUGAAGUCCAGCAGGAAUCAGAAAGCCCUGCUGUGUCUAGUCUGAUGGAAAGUUCUCGGGAGAGUUCUGGGUUCUUCAGUGAGGACAGUGAGAAGAAUAAGCUUCCUCAAGCUUUGCGGCAGUGGAACGGUCAAACAGAGGUCAACUCCAGUCAGGAUGCAGACACCUUGAUGGGUUAUAAUCCAUCCUCCGCUCGUCCUCUGUCCCUCACCCUCCGCAAGGAACCCAGGGCUCUAAACUCCUCCACGUCUUUCUUCACGCCUGUGGUUGAAUCUCUGGACCCAGAGCAGUGGGAGAGCGAUCUGGAGGCCAGUGGUUUUCCAGUCCGCUCCUCGUCUAUGCUGUCUACCACAUCUGCUGCUCCUUCAACACACUCCUCAGUUACAGAAACACACUCCAUGGCUGGGUACUUUAGCCCAAACCACCCCCUGCAUGAAACCACAGCUGAACCUGACGGCGCUCCACUACCUAAAAAAGAUUCGAAUAAAAGAGGGGAGAACGUCCUGACCCAGGCUCCUACUGUUCCAGAAACUGGGGUGUUCCCCAGCCAAGUACCCUUACAGCCUGAUAACUCCCAUCAGGAUGAAUCAGAGGAGCAGGAGGAAAACGAGGAGAUCGUGGCAUUCCCAACUGAGGUAGAUGGAGAGGAGGUAGAUGUUUGGAAGCCACCCUUGUCUGAAGAUCCGGACACACCCGUCGUGGCCUUCACGGAGACGGCCUGGCACGAAACCGGGGAGGAAGAAGAGGAGGAGGAAGAGGAGGCAGAGCUUCGUCAUGGGGGCACUGCCUAUCUAUCAGAGACAGACUCACAAGAACCAGUACAGGUGAUUUGUGUUGACUGGAGUGAUCUGGCGGGAAAGGGCUACGUCAUCCUCAACAUGUCGGAGAAUUACGAUUGUGAUGAAUUUCGUAUGGAGAGUGGCGACAGGCUGCUGGACCUGCUGGAGAGCACGUUCGCUCGGAAGAUGAACAGCCCACAGGGCUCGUGGCUCAUCUCGCUCAGCAAACCCACCAAACAGGAACGCCAGCUUCUCAUGACGCUAGCUAAUGUCCAGGGUGUAAUUGCUACUAAGGAUGUGCUAACGAUGCUAGGAGAAAUAAGAAGAGGCCUUAACGAGAUUGGCAUCCAAAAUUUCUCAAGCGUAAGCACGUGUCACUCCAGACCGAACCAGACUCGAGGCGAUUACAGCAAAUUGUUUGUGGUGCUGGUGAUCAUCGGCUCUGUGUGUGUAAUUAUCAUCGCAUCCGGACUCAUCUAUAUCUGCUGGCAGCGCCGCCUGCCCAAAAUGAAGAGCAUGUCUCGAGGCGAGGAGCUUCAUUUUGUGGAGAACGGUUGCCAUGACAACCCCACGCUGGAUGUGACGAGCGACGGCCAGCCAGAGAGCCAGGAGAAAAAGCACAGUGCCAACGGUGUGCCAGCAGGCACCGGAGCCUGGCAGGGGGUGGCAAACAAGCCAGGCAAAGAAGAGGAAGACAAUCACGAGGAGGAUACCCACCUCUAAUUAAAGAUUGACGGAAAGUGUUCCAUCACGGUCGAGAACGCUCCAGCUUUUUCCAACCAUCUGCUAAAUAUUUAAAGCAAUCGUCUUUUAGCUUGUAUGGGCUUUAUUUAUCUGCACCAGCAACGGUUAUGAUGGACUACAGAGUGCAUCACAAUCGAUCUUAAGAGGGUUUGUUUUUUAAAGUUGAAACAUAGAGGGUUAUUUGGAAAACGUAGCCGUAUCGACUAUGUAGCCGUGCUAAUUGAAGUAUGAAUUGUGUUCAGCUAAUGAGAUAAGAUUGCCAAAUUGCAAAAAAGUCUUGCACUGUCAGAACUGAA